Abrus precatorius (Indian licorice) is the source of this 441-nucleotide messenger RNA. RefSeq lists its product as uncharacterized. The record is from RefSeq and is a predicted model, not a curated record. The transcript has a single exon. The coding region runs from base 1 to 441 and encodes 146 amino acids. Lineage: Eukaryota; Viridiplantae; Streptophyta; Magnoliopsida; Fabales; Fabaceae. Gene Ontology annotation, biological process: shoot system development; root development.
AUGAAGAAGGCAAUUCAAAAGGCCUUAGAUAAUUUCAAAGGAAUAAAUAAUGAGUUAAUGGUUUCUUCAUCGAACAAAGACAAUGAAAUUUUGUCUAUCCUUGGCAUCUUAAAAGAAGCAAAAGCAGUCACUAUGAGGUCAUUAGAAUCUUUGUUGUUGUUUGUCUCACAGUCCAAGAAGAGCAGAUGGUCAAUAAUCUCUAAGCUGAUGCAGCCUGCAAGAGUGACUUGUGACUCUCAAGAAUCAGACACAAAUGAAUUUGUAAAGGUAGAUGCAGCUUUGCAAUCUCUCAUCAGUCACAAACCUUCAUCUGUUGAGAAUUUUCACAUACAUUUGGAAAAUUUGGAGAUUUGCAUUGAAGAUCUAGAAGUAGGUGUUGAACAUCUUUCAAGGAAACUCAUUAGAACAAGAGUUUCCCUUCUUAACAUCUUAAGCCACUAG